AAAUAAGGCCGUUGAAUCAAUUUCAGAUUUAUGGCGAAUCCUCAGAUCUUCCAUCUCGUCCAGAGGUUCCUCUUCGUCGCCGUCGCUCGGAAAAAGUUCCGAUUCGUUUGGCCGGGAAAUGCUUUGCUCCCUAGAAACUUUCAAGUGAUCGCGUUGCGUGUAUAAAUCAGAUUAAUCCUGAUAUGUCGAAUUGGAGACAUAAGGUAUUGAGAAAUCUGAGCUCAAUUCAAAGAGCUAGCUACUCAACUACGUCUUCAAGAACCAACAAACUAAAGCUUGAUGACCUUAGAAAACUCCGGCCGAUGAUUUUAAAAAGAAUCGAGAACCGAGCCAAAGAUUACCCGGUUAAAGAGAUUGUUCCUGUGGCUGAAGAUAUUCUUAUAGCCAGAAAGAAUCUAAUCAGUAACGUCACUGCCCUUCUUAAAGUGUUUCCUGUCUUGACAUGCAAAUUCUGCUCAGAAGUGUUUGUUGGCAAAGAAGGACACUUGAUUGAGACAUGCCGUAGUUAUAUACGGCGUGGCAACAAUAGACUACAUGAAUGGGUUCCUGGUUCAAUAAACGAUAUACUUGCCCCCGUCGAAUCAUAUCACUUACACAACAUUUCUCAAGGUGUUAUCAGACACCAACAGAGGUUUGAUUAUGACCGUGUUCCCGCAAUCUUGGAGCUAUGUUGUCAAGCAGGAGCCAUUCAUCCCGAAGAGAUCCUGCAGUAUUCCAAGAUUCACGAUAACCCGCAAAUUUCGGAUGAGGAUGUUAGGAGUUUACCUGCUGGAGAUCUUAAAUAUGUUGGUGCAAACGCUCUAAUGGCGUGGGAGAAACUGAGAGCAGGUGUGAAGAAACUCUUGUUGGUUUAUCCUUCAAAAGUUUGCAAACGGUGCAAGGAGGUUCACGUUGGACCGAGCGGUCAUAAAGCUCGGCUAUGUGGUGUGUUUAAAUAUGAGAGCUGGCACGGCACUCAUUACUGGGAAAAAGCAGGUGUGAAUGAUCUGGUACCUGAGAAAGUGGUGUGGCACCGGAGGCCUCAGGAUCCGAUGGUUCUUUUGAACGAUGGGAGAAAUCAUUAUGGACAUGCCCCUGCAAUCGUGAGGCUUUGUAGCCAUGCUGGUGCCAUUGUUCCUGUUAAAUACGCUCGCAAAAUGAAGCCUCAAGGUUUAUCUUUUCCUUUCAGUAGUUAUUCAGUUUCAAAUCACGAAACGUAGGGACUAGCUAUAACCAGUGGUUUUGACCAAGCUACACUAAAUCGAAGCUUUUGGUAGUCUACUCGUCUUUAUGUCUAUUGGUAUUCACUGUACUAUAUAACUCCACAUGAUGUCUGUUUUGGCGUUUUAGGAAUAAACUUCACAUAAAAUUAAUACACUUCAGACCUUUUAAACC
Messenger RNA from Camelina sativa (false flax), 1374 nucleotides. RefSeq names its product APO protein 4, mitochondrial-like. Gene Ontology annotation, molecular function: RNA binding. NCBI's taxonomy places the organism in Eukaryota, Viridiplantae, Streptophyta, Magnoliopsida, Brassicales, Brassicaceae. The record is from RefSeq and is a predicted model, not a curated record.